UCGUGACUCGUAAAUGUCUGUGGCCGCGCACACGCGAUUGACAGGUUUAUUUUUGUGUAGAAGUAGACUUUCGAAGUGUGCGAUGAUAUCCCUGUAUUUAGUAAGACCACUUCGCAGAUGUAGCAGCGUCUGGCGACAUCCAGCUUUAGCAGAAUUGGCUUGUAAAUUCGCAGUUGGGAACAGUCAAACAUCAUCGCGUCUAUGCUUUUCCACCAUAUCCCACGGCCUCGUCAGAAAUAUGGACGAAAUACUCCGAAAGACUGUUGCACCUUUACCCUCAUAUGAGACCAGAGACAAGUUCCCACCACCCCCGGAAUCACAUUCUGUGGAAUUUAUGAAUUUCUACCGAAGUUUAGAGAUGGAACAGAGAGUAGAGUUUUUGGAAAUACUGUCAGAAGAAUAUGGAGUGGACCACAAAGGCGUCUCAGAGCUAGCAGGGAAACUGCUUGAAACGCAGCUAAGGGACGUAGCAACUAUACUACAAGUGGAGGACCGGUUACGUUACAGUCUGACUCCCCGGUACCGACACUUACUAAGUCACAUAAGUAGGAUCGGGGGUGGGGUGAAGUUUUUAGUCGACUUUCGAGCAGAUGUGAUCCAAAUAACCUCGUCCAAAGCUAGCGACAGUCCACAUUUGAGGGACUUGAAUGGUACGCUGAAGGGGCUUCUGUCGGAGUGGUUCUCCGUCGGACUCCUGAGGCUGGAGAGGAUCACGUGGCAGUCGCCGUGCGCCAUCCUGCAGAAGAUCAGCCAGUAUGAGGCCGUGCAUCCGGUGCGCAACUGGAUGGACAUCCAGCGAAGGGUGGGGCCGUACCGCCGCUGCUACGCCUUCACCCACGCCUCCAUGCCCGGAGAGCCCCUGGUGGUGCUGCACGUGGCCCUGACGGAGGAGAUCUCCAACAACAUCCAGUCUAUAGUGCGAGACUUGGCCACGGUGGAUGCGGAGGAGGACGCGAGUAAGAUCCAUGCCGCCAUCUUCUACUCCAUCUCCUCCACCCAGCCGGGCCUGCAGGGGGUGGACCUGGGCAACUACCUCAUCAAGAGGGUGGUGCGCGAGCUCCAGAGUGAGUUCCCACACAUGUCCCAGUUCUCCAGUCUGUCUCCCAUCCCUGGCUUUACGUCCUGGCUGCAGGGCUCGCUGGGUCCCAGCCGUAAGGUCGAGGGUCGAGGCGGCGGCGGUGGGGGUGGUGGCGGCGGCGGCGUGACCGAGCUGCUGUCGGAGUUUGAGUGGCGUGAGGUGGAGGAGGCGGCGGGCGUGGGCCCCGGGCCCCCCGCGGUGGAGGCCCUGCGUCGGCUGCUGGCGUCCGGCGACUGGUCGCGCUCGGAGCGGCUGACCCGCGCCCUGGAGCCGGCGCUGAUGCGCCUCUGCGCCUGGUACCUGUACGGCGAGAAGCGCCGCGGCUACGCCAUCAACCCCGUGGCCAACUUCCACCUGCAGAACGGCGCCACCAUGUGGCGGCUCAACUGGCAGGCCGACACCAGCCCGCGCGGCGUGGCCAACUCCUGCGGCAUCAUGGUCAACUACCGCUACUUCCUGUCCGAGACGGCGGCCAACAGCGCCACCUACCUGCAGAGCAAAACGGUGUCGGCCUCGGAUCAGGUGCUCGCGCUGGUGGCGCAGUUCCAGCAGAACAGCAAACUCUGAGCAAUGCUGAGAAACACACACACACACACACACACACACACACACACACACACACACACACACACACACACACAGACUUGCACCCAGAUUCGAAUACAUAUCCAUAGACGCACACACGCACACAUACACGCACAUAUGCCCCAAGACCCAACACGUAUCCAUUCACACAAACAGAAAAAUAUGCAGACACAGAGUGUCACACGCAUUAACAUAUAAUUAAUCUAAUUGCACUGCCGGUGUAUAGAUCACAAACGCCUCUCUGAAUUGUGCCAUACACUGCCUCCCUCAUGGGAGUGAGUGUUGACUGACGUUAGGAGUGUGCCCAUCUCCCCUGGGUGUGUGUGUUCUGUGAUGUGAAGGCUGCUUGUGCUCCGCUCCCUAACACACUCAGUGAAACGAGGCUGCUCUGGUUUUUUCUUGUUUUGUUUUGUUUUUGUUCUCGCCUCGUACCCAAGGCAGCCUCUUCUCAAAGUAAGACGUGGGAUUUCUACUGCUGUCACAGUCCCACUCACUCACUGUAUAGGAAGAAGCAGACCAUGCAUCACAUCUCAUCUCGUCAGCCUUUGCAUCCUCGUGAGCAGGAUGCCAGAGGAGAUAAUGAGAAAUGAAAAAUAAUGAUAAUGAUAAUUUAUGAUAAUACUUCAGAACAAUAAAUGUUUUAAUAUUUA
Molecule: messenger RNA, 2313 nt
Organism: Sardina pilchardus (European sardine)
Lineage: Eukaryota; Metazoa; Chordata; Actinopteri; Clupeiformes; Clupeidae
Gene: mlycd
Product: malonyl-CoA decarboxylase
Exons: 5
Coding region: 14-1645 (543 amino acids)
Biological process (GO): acetyl-CoA biosynthetic process; malonyl-CoA catabolic process; fatty acid biosynthetic process
Cellular component (GO): mitochondrial matrix; peroxisomal matrix
Molecular function (GO): malonyl-CoA decarboxylase activity
Source: RefSeq, a predicted model, not a curated record